CCACUAGCGUCCCCCUCCACACCUCCCCUCCUCCUCCACCAACAUCCCUCCUCCAUCCUCCAGUACAGCUAGAAGGCCCGCUCCGCAAAGAGAGAGAGAAAAAAAAGGGAAGCGGCCAUCCACAAACAAUCAAUUACCAUCCGUCCUUCUCUCCUCCUCGCACUCGACCUCUCCCCAUUCCUUCCUCUGUCCUCCGAGUCGUCGUUUCAUCCAUCAAGAACUCAAUUCCGUCCACUCCUCUACCCCCCACUCCCCACUACGAGCUCAGUGCUAUCCUCCACCAUCACCUUGUCGUAUCAAUUGUAAUCCGUCUCGCAGCUCAAUUCCUUUCAAGUCGUAUUUGCAAAAUCAAAACGGCAACCGAAAACAGAUAGCAAUCCUCACACCCCGUGAUACACCAAAUCCUACUUAACGGCAUCUUAAUCACAUACAACGACUUCACGAUGAGACCGGAACAGGAACAGGAGUUGGCAUACACUCUGCUGGUAGAGCUCCUCGCCUACCAGUUUGCCAGUCCCGUCAGAUGGAUUGAAACCCAAGAUGUAAUCCUCGCUGAGCACUCCGCCGAGCGGAUUGUCGAGAUUGGUCCCUCGGAUACCCUCGGUGGUAUGGCCCGGCGGACACUGGCCUCCAAAUACGAAGCCUACGAUGCCGCUCAGUCCCUGCAGCGCCAGAUUCUUUGCUACAACAAGGACGCGAAGGAGAUCUACUACGAUGUUGAGCCAGUAGAGGAGGAGGACGAGAAGCCGGCAGAGUCGUCGUCGUCGUCACCUUCUCAGGCUGCUGCCGCCUCGCCGAUUGCCAUUGCCGCCCCCGCUCCCGGUGCAGGCCCCGCCGCCCAGGUGGAAGAUGCACCUGUUCAGGCUACCGAUAUUGUGAGAGCAAUCAUCGCACAGAAACUCAAGAAACCGUUCGGCGAUAUCCCGCUGUCAAAGGCAAUCAAAGAUUUGGUCAAUGGAAAGAGUACUCUCCAGAACGAGAUUCUCGGAGAUCUGCAGAAGGAAUUCGGCGCCACUCCCGAAAAGCCCGAAGAUGUCCCUCUCGAUGAGCUGGGAGGCGCGUUUCAGUCUACUUUCAACGGCCAACUGGGCAAACAGUCGAGUUCCCUCAUCGCUCGAUUGGUCUCCAGCAAGAUGCCCGGUGGAUUCAACAUCACGGCGGUGCGCAAAUACCUCGUAGACCGGUGGGGUCUCGGAUCCGGACGUCAGGACGGAGUUAUGCUGCUCGCCAUUACCAUGGAGCCGGCGGCACGAUUGGCUGGUGAACCGGAUGCCAAGGCCUUCUUGGACACUGUAGCGAACAAGUACGCCGCUACAGCUGGUAUUUCCCUGUCGGCACCAGCAGCUGGUGGUGCCGGAGGUGCCGGAGGUGCUGGCGGCAUGAUGAUGGACCCCGCUGCUCUGGAUGCUCUCACCAAGGACCAGAAGGCGUUGUUCAAGCAGCAGCUGGAGCUGUUGGCGAGAUACCUCAAGAUGGACCUACGAAAGGGUGACAAGGCGUUCAUCGGCUCGGAAGAGGGCAAUAAGGUUUUGCAGGCUCAGCUCGACCUGUGGAACGUGGAGCACGGAGAUUUCUACGCUUCCGGUAUCGAGCCUACAUUCACACCCCUGAAGGCCCGUGUCUAUGACUCUUCCUGGAACUGGGCGAGACAGGAUGCUCUUUCGAUGUUUUACGACAUCAUCUUUGGGCGCCUGAAGCUCGUCGACCGCGAGAUAGUCUCUCAGUGCAUUGGUAUCAUGAACCGAUCGAACCCGAUCUUGCUCGAAUUCAUGCAGUACCACAUUGACAACUGUCCUACCGAGCGGGGUGACACCUACCAGCUGGCGAAGCAGUUGGGUGAAAUGCUCAUCGAGAACUGCAAAGAGGCCCUGAACGUGGCACCCACCUACAAAGAUGUCGCCUUCCCUACCGGCCCGCAAACCACCAUCGAUGCCAAGGGUAACCUGAGCUACGCUGAGGUUCCUCGUCCUUCUGUCCGCAAACUUGAGCACUAUGUCAAGGAGAUGGCGGCCGGUGGAAAGAUGAGCGAGUACGGCAACCGUACCAAGGUCCAGAGCAACCUGACCAAGAUUUACAAGAUCAUCCGCCAGCAGCAGAGAAUGUCCAAAUCUUCCCAGCUCGAGAUCAAGACUCUCUACGCGGAUGUUAUUCGCAGCCUUGCGAUGAACGAGGGGCAGAUCAUGCAGGAGAACGGAAAAGCCAAGCGCAACCCCAAGAAGCGCGGCGGUGAAGGAGUCACGGAGUGUAUUCCUUUCCUGCACCUCCGAAGAAAGGAGGAGCACGGAUGGGAGUACUCGAAGAAGCUUACUGGCCUGUAUCUCGAGUGCUUGGAGAACGCUGCUGCGGAGGGUAUCACUUUCCAGGGCAAGAAUGUCCUCAUGACCGGUGCCGGUGCUGGAUCCAUCGGUGCGGAGGUGUUGCAGGGCCUCAUCAGCGGAGGUGCCAAGGUUGUCGUCACUACCUCUCGAUUCUCUCGCGAGGUCACGGAAUAUUACCAGUCAAUGUACACCAAGUACGGUUCGCGCGGAUCUCAGCUUGUCGUCGUUCCCUUCAAUCAAGGCAGCAAGCAGGAUGUCGAAGCUCUGGUCAACUACGUCUACGACACUAAGGCUGGACUGGGCUGGGAUCUUGACUUUAUCAUUCCUUUCGCCGCUAUUCCCGAGAACGGACGGGAGAUCGAUAGCAUCGACUCCAGGUCCGAACUCGCUCACCGUAUCAUGUUGACCAACCUUCUCCGACUCCUCGGUAUGGUGAAGACCAACAAGGCUUCCCGCGGAAUCGAGACCAGGCCCGCUCAGGUUAUCCUGCCUUUGUCGCCCAACCACGGAACCUUCGGUAACGACGGUCUGUACUCCGAGUCCAAGUUGGGUCUGGAGACUCUUUUCAACCGAUGGCACUCUGAGUCUUGGGGUAACUACCUGAGCAUCUGCGGAGCUGUGAUCGGAUGGACCCGUGGAACCGGUCUGAUGAGCGGCAACAACAUCAUCGCCGAAGGCAUUGAGAAGUUCGGUGUCCGCACUUUCUCGCAGCAGGAGAUGGCUUUCAACAUCCUCGGAUUGUUGGCCCCCGCCGUCGUUAACCUGUGCCAGAACGAGCCUGUGUUUGCCGAUCUCAACGGUGCCUUGCAGUACAUCCCCAACCUGAAUGAGCUCUCCAGCAAGCUGCGUCAGAACCUCAUGGAGACUUCCGAGAUCCGCCGUGCAGUCACCUCCGAGACCGCCAUCGAGCACAAGAUCAUCAACGGCGACGAGAACGAGAAGCUCUACCAGAAGGUUACCAUCCAGCCUCGCGCCAACAUGAAGUUCGACUUCCCUGUGCUGCCCGACUACAAGACCGAGAUCGAGUCGCUCGCCGCCACCCGCAAGGGUAUGGUUGACCUCGAGAAGGUUGUCGUUGUCGCAGGUUUCGCCGAAGUCGGUCCCUGGGGUAACUCGCGUACUCGUUGGGAGAUGGAGGCGUACGGAAAGUUCUCUCUCGAGGGUUGCAUCGAGAUGGCCUGGAUCAUGGGCCUGAUCAAGCACUUCAAGGGACCCAUCAAGGGCAAGCAAUACGCUGGAUGGGUUGACGCGAAGACUGGCGAACCUGUCGAUGACAAGGACGUCAAGCCCAAGUACGAGAAGUACAUCCUCGAGCACGCCGGUAUCCGUCUUAUCGAGAGUGAGCUGUUCGGCGGUUACGACCCCCUCAAGAAGGAGCUUCUGCACGAGAUUGUCAUCGAGGAAGAUAUGGACCCCUUCGAGGCUAGCAAGGAGACUGCGGAAGAGUUCAGGAGGCGUCACGACGACAAGGCCGAGAUCUUUGAGCUGGAGUCCGGCGAGUACACUGUCCGCCUGAAGAAGGGUGCCACUCUGCUCGUCCCCAAGGCCCUCAAAUUUGACCGCCUUGUUGCCGGUCAGGUCCCGACCGGAUGGGAUGCCAGACGCUACGGUGUACCGGAGGAUAUCAUCUCCCAGGUCGACCCUGUUACCCUUUACGUCCUGGUCACUGUCGCCGAGUCCAUGAUCUGCGCCGGUAUCACUGAUCCUUACGAGUUCUACAAGUACGUCCACAUCUCUGAGGUCGGAAACUGUGUUGGUUCCGGUGUCGGAGGUACCAGUGCUCUGCGCGGUAUGUACAAGGGUCGCUACAUGGACAAGCCCAUCCAGAAGGAUGUCCUCCAGGAGUCCUUCAUCAACACCAUGGCCGCUUGGGUCAACAUGUUGCUCUUGUCUUCGACCGGUCCCAUCAAGACCCCCGUCGGUGCUUGUGCUACUGCGGUCGAGUCGAUGGACAUCGGUUACGAGACCAUCAUCGAGGGCAAGGCCAAGGUCUGCUUCGUCGGUGGAUUCGACGACUUUCAGGAGGAAGGCUCUUACGAGUUCGCCAACAUGAAGGCUACCAGCAACGCCGAGGAUGAGUUUGCCCAUGGCAGGACUCCCUCGGAGAUGUCUCGCCCUACCACUACUACCCGUAACGGUUUUAUGGAGUCUCAGGGAUGUGGUGUUCAGCUCAUCAUGACGGCCAAGCUUGCCUUGGACAUGGGAGUUCCCAUCUACGGUAUCGUUGCCAUGACCGCCACUGCCACCGACAAGAUUGGACGCAGCAUCCCCGCCCCCGGUCAGGGUAUCUUGACGACUGCCCGUGAGGCCAGCAGCAAGUUCCCCAGCCCCCUUCUGGACAUCGGUUACCGCAAGAGACAGCUCGACCUGCGCAAGGCCCAGAUCAAGCAGUGGACCGAGACAGAGCUUCUGUACUUGAACGAGGAGGUUGCCGCGAUGAAGGCGCAGGGCGCAGAGUUCAACGAGAACGAGUACCUUGCGGACAGGGCCACGCACGUCGAGAAGGAGGCCACCCGACAGGAGAAGGAAGCCCUUUCUACCUGGGGCAACGAUUUCUGGAAGCGUGAUCCCAAGAUCGCUCCUCUCCGUGGUGCCCUCGCUACAUGGGGUCUCACCAUCGACGAUCUGGGAGUUGCUUCUUUCCACGGAACCAGCACCAAGGCCAACGACAAGAACGAGUCUGAUGCUAUCAACAAGAUGAUGACUCACCUUGGCCGUAAGAAGGGUAACGCUGUCCUCGGUAUCUUCCAGAAGUUCUUGACCGGUCAUCCCAAGGGUGCUGCUGGUGCCUGGAUGAUGAACGGUGGCCUGCAGUGCAUGAACUCGGGACUUGUUCCCGGAAACAGGAAUGCCGACAAUGUUGACGCCAAUCUGGAGCAAUUCGAGUACAUCGUCUACCCCAGCCGAUCGAUGCAGACGGACGGCAUCAAGGCCUUCUCCGUCACUUCGUUCGGUUUCGGUCAGAAGGGAGCUCAGGCCAUCGCUGUCCACCCCAAGUACCUCUUCGCAACUCUUGACGAGGCCACCUACAACGGGUACAAGGCCAAAGUUGAUGCUCGAUACAAGAAGGCUUACCGCUACUACCACACCUCCCUGGUCGAGAACAACCUGUUCCAGGCCAAGUCGCACGCGCCAUACACUCCCGACCAGGAGUCGUCCGUCUUCCUUGACCCUCUCUGCCGUGUUGAGGCCAACAAGAAGGCUGGCUCGUACACCUACCCCGCCCAGCUCACGCGCAAGGCCGAUCCUUCGAUCGAGAGCACGCGCAAGAUGGUCGAGCACUUGGCCACGCACUCGGUGACGGGCUCAAACACCAGGGUUGGUGUCGACGCCGAGCACAUCUCGAGCAUCAACGUGGACAACGAGAACUUUAUCGAGCGCAACUUCACUGCCGCCGAGAUUGAGUACUGCAACAAGGCGCCUAGCCCCCAGGCCAGCUUUGCUGGUCGCUGGAGCGCUAAGGAGAGUGUCUUCAAGAGCUUGGGUGUUCCUGGAAAGGGUGCCGGUGCGCCUCUGAAGGAGAUUGAGAUUCUGCGCGACGAGAAGGGCGCGCCUGUUGUCAAGCUUCACGGAGAUGCACAGAAGGCCGCCACCGCUGCCGGCGUCGAGAGCGUCCAGGUGUCGAUCACACACAGCGACACGCAGGCCAUUGCCGUUGCGAUCGCUACUCUUAGCAGCUAGAUGGGGGGGAGGGUCGGUUUAGAUGCGGGUGGUCUGGUUAGAUUGGGGAUGCACUUGUCUACAUAUUGUUUUUUCCAUCUUCCCUUUAUUCUUUCUUCUCUUUCUGUUACUGUUACUGUUACUGUUACUGUUACUGGGUGAUGGCUGGUUUUCAUGGGUAUAAUCUUUUGUUUCGGGGUGUAAUCUUUUUGCUGUUUUAUAGGUUGUAUAGUUUCAUGAUACAUGAUGACGGUGGAGAUGAAUGGAGGUAAAUGGAGCAUCGAAUGGAGCAUCGAAUGGAUGGUGGUUUGGUAAGGAGUCGAGCAUAUGUUCGAGAAGCUUCGGCUUCACUUCCACUUGACGGUGGACACCCCGGGGGGCAACUCCUGUUUCCUGCG
This is a messenger RNA of Tricharina praecox, 6376 nucleotides long. RefSeq names its product fatty acid synthase-like protein. The coding region runs from base 444 to 5999 and encodes 1851 amino acids. NCBI's taxonomy places the organism in Eukaryota, Fungi, Ascomycota, Pezizomycetes, Pezizales, Pyronemataceae. Gene Ontology annotation, biological process: long-chain fatty acid biosynthetic process. The record is from RefSeq and is a predicted model, not a curated record. The transcript has 5 exons. Gene Ontology annotation, cellular component: fatty acid synthase complex. Gene Ontology annotation, molecular function: holo-[acyl-carrier-protein] synthase activity; fatty acid synthase activity; 3-oxoacyl-[acyl-carrier-protein] synthase activity.